Messenger RNA from Sciurus carolinensis (gray squirrel), 528 nucleotides. RefSeq names its product double homeobox protein A-like. The record is from RefSeq and is a predicted model, not a curated record. The transcript has a single exon. Gene Ontology annotation, molecular function: DNA binding. Lineage: Eukaryota; Metazoa; Chordata; Mammalia; Rodentia; Sciuridae. Bases 1 to 528 code for a protein of 175 amino acids.
AUGGCGCAAGACAGCUCUUCAAACAGGCCUAUGCCACAGAAAUAUAGGCGUAAUCGCACUAAAUUCACCAAAGAGCAGCUGAAAAUCCUCAUCGACACCUUUAACCAAAUGCCAUACCCAGGUUAUGCUACCAGACUCAGACUUGCUUUGGAAAUCGAUACUGAAGAGCCAAGAAUUCAGCUUUGGUUUAAGAAUCGCAGAGCUAGAUACUCAUUCCAGAAAAGAGGAGAACAAAAGGAAGCCCUGGAAUCUAGCCAAGACCCUGGGCAAGAUCACCUUCCAGAACAGAUUCCACAUGAACAGGUCAGACAGUGCCGCACCAUCUACAGCCGUUCUCAGCUGCGCGCCCUCAUCAAGGCCUUCAGGAAAAACCCCUACCCUGGGAUCCACUGCAGAGAACAGCUUGCUGACGACAUUGGAGUUCCUGAGUCGAAAGUCCAAACUUGGUUUCAAAAUAGAAGAUCUAGAUCAGGUGUGCAGAGGAAAAAAAAAAUACCUGAUGAAUCCUUUGGACAAGGCCAGGGAUAA